Molecule: messenger RNA, 1305 nt
Organism: Peronospora farinosa
Lineage: Eukaryota; Oomycota; Peronosporomycetes; Peronosporales; Peronosporaceae
Source: the annotation of a GenBank genome assembly
AUGCUGCGUCAAGCGCUACUCCGACGACUUAAAGCGACGGUCUUCACUCGCCUUGCGCAUCCGCUGCAGAUCAGAAUGCUCUCAUCCGUAAUGCCGGAUGGAUGGGAGGCUAUCACGCGCAGGAACGGAGACGUGGUGUACUACAACAAAAGUCUGCGCAAGACUGUUUGUCACCUUCCUGGCUCUAGCCCGCAGUCAAUAGCUGCUGCAACUUCUACAAAGCGUGAACCCAAGGAGAAGAGAAGCGAGGAGUCAGAGGCGGUCACGAUGCCUCACCAUGAGAACACGGGAAACGAAGUCUUUGUUCCCAUUAAUUUUGACACAGCUGUGUCUAUCGAGGGCCAUGAUAUGCAAAUUGCGCACAUUCAGCUCGAGCCGGAGCAAUGCCUGCGUGCAGAGACGGGUGCUAUGCUUUACAUGACCGAUGGCGUGGAGAUGGAAACGACUACCGCUGGAGGUUUAGGCGAAGGCAUGAAGCGAAUGAUGACAGGAGAAAAUUUCUUCGUCUCACGUUUUACAUAUCACGGUAGCGAUAAGGGAAAGCUGGCACUCGGCACGAGCUUUCCGAGCAAAAUUGUUCACCUACGUCUGAGCGACUUCCUUGGGGAGUCUAUCAUUUGCCAAAAGGGGGCAUUUCUGUGUGGCUCGGACACUGUCAACAUUGAAAUGGAGUUCGCCAAGAAAUUUGGCGUCGGUUUCUUUGGUGGUGAAGGAUUUAUUCUUCAGAGACUGACGGGUAGCGGUGAUGUCCUUGUCCGUGCCUCUGGAGCUUUAAUUGAGCGCGAGCUGCAACCUGAUGAGAUACUCCGUAUUUCGAGUGGCUGUCUUGUUGCAUUCGAACCUAGCGUGCAGUACGACAUUACUAUGAUGAAAGGAGCGAAGAAUGUGCUGUUUGGUGGCGAAGGGUUGUUCUUGACGACGCUAACUGGACCGGGUAAAAUUUAUCUUCAGAGUCUACCAUUUGAGCGUGUGGUUGGGGAAAUGGCGGCCCGAAUCCCUCGCGGUGGGCCAGGCGGCAUGAUGUUUCCCUUCCUGAUGGGCGGUGGUGGUGGUGAUGACCAAGAUGCCAACGCUGGUGCAGCAGACGAAGCGUCUGGUGCAGGAACUGACGUCAGUAAUGGCGAAGAUAUCGGAGCGGAAAAUGUCAAAGAUGACUGGGGUACCAAUGAUGACGAUAUUUAUGGCGGCGUCGAGCCAGGCAAUGAAAGCAAGUUUGAUGAUGUCGUGGAGGGUGAGUCAGAUGAGUCAAGUGGUGGAGGCGUCAUGGGCUUUUUCAACAGCCUCUUUGGUAACGAUGACGAUUAG